This is a messenger RNA of Rotaria sordida, 990 nucleotides long. Lineage: Eukaryota; Metazoa; Rotifera; Eurotatoria; Philodinida; Philodinidae. The record is from the annotation of a GenBank genome assembly.
AUGGCAUCAUCUACAACAGAUACUAAUCUUAUUGAAUUGUUAACUAAUAUUUCAGAACAACUUAAUCGAUAUUUAUCAUCUUUUAUUUUUAUUUUUGGUACUGUGGGAAAUAUUCUUAAUUGUCUCGUUUUAUAUCAAAGAAGACUUCGUUCUAAUCCAUGUGUAGCACUUUUUCUUCUUUCAUCUUUUGUUAGUCUUAUUUCCAUUCUAAUUGGUUUGCCUACUCGAAUUUUAGCUAGUUGGUAUCUUGAUCCAACAGCAACAAUCAAUUGGAUUUGUAAACUUCGUGUUUUUAUUGUAUUUAGUACAAGAACAAUGUCCAUAUGGUUAAUUACAUUAGCUACAAUUGAUCGAUGGUUAUUAUCAUCUAUUAAUAUGUAUUAUCGACGAAUGAGUACUUUGAAAAAUGUCAAGCAAGGCAUGAUUAUUUGCUUUAUUCUAUCAAUUAUUUCUCACAUUCACAUGUUUUAUUGUUAUGAAGCUAAUGUCCUUGAUGGACCAUUGCCAUGUUAUUCAAAAACAAUUAAAUGUCGUUUGGUCACUGAUUUAAUUUAUAUCUUUAUAAGUAUCAUUAUUCCAUUGAUUUUAAUAAUUAUUUUUGGUCUAAUGACUGUUUCAAAUGCACAUCGUGUUCGUACUCGUGUACCACAUAUGAUAAAACUUUUGAAUAAAUUUCAACGUCAUGGACAUAAACAAUUAAAAUCAAGAAUUGAUCAUUGUUUACUUCGUAUGCUUUUAGUACAAAUAUUUAUUUUAAUUUUAUGUUGUAUUCCACAAGCUAUUGAAAAACUUUAUAUUAUAUUUCAUCCUUUCAGUUCGGGAUCUAAAUUAGAAAAUGUUAUAAAAAUUUUUAUUUAUAAUAUCGUACUACUUUUAGCUUUUAUACAAAAUGGUAUACCAUUCUAUAUUCAUACAUUAAUUGGAGGUACUAUUUUUCGAAAAGCAUUUAUGGACUUCGUACGAAUAGUUAAUCAAAGAAUAACAUUUUAA